Aspergillus luchuensis is the source of this 720-nucleotide messenger RNA. Its product is annotated as DJ-1/PfpI family protein. The transcript is spliced from 2 exons. The record is from RefSeq and is a predicted model, not a curated record. The coding region runs from base 1 to 720 and encodes 239 amino acids. NCBI's taxonomy places the organism in Eukaryota, Fungi, Ascomycota, Eurotiomycetes, Eurotiales, Aspergillaceae.
AUGACAGACUCUCCCACCACCACAACAACUACAUCACCACCACCACCACCACCACGCCUCCGCAUCGGCGUCCUCCUCUUCCCGGGCUUCCAAGCCCUCGACGUCUUCGGUCCCCUCGACGUCCUCAACGUCCUCUCCUGGUCCACCAACACCAACACCCCAGAUACCCUCCCCUCCCCAACUCCACCCAUAUCCCUAACCCUCCUCUCCACCACCCUCACCCCCAUAUCCACCCUCCCCCCCUCCCUCCCCAACGCCCUCUCCCAAUCCAUCCUCCCAACAGCAACCCUCACCUCCUCUCCGCCGCUCGACGUCCUCCUCAUCCCCGGAGGCUGGGGCACUCGCGCCCCGCUCCCCGAACACAUCGAGUACAUACGCUCCGUCUACCCGUCCCUCAAGUACCUGUUGACUGUGUGUACGGGGGGGAAGUUAGCUGCGAGGGCGGGAGUGCUGGAUGGGAAGAGGGCUACGACGAAUAAGAAUGAUUGGGAGAGUGUGGUCAGGGAUGCUCCCCGCGUGGAGUGGGUGAGGGAGGCGAGGUGGGUGGUUGAUAAGUCUGCUGGGGUAGAGGUGUGGAGUUCGGCUGGUGUGAGUGCCGGUGUGGAUUUGAUGUUUGCGUGGGUGGAGAGUAUUUGGGGGGAGGAGGUUGCGGGGAGGGUUGAGAGGGUGUUGGAGUUUAGAAGGUGGAGGGAGGGGGGGAGGGAUCCUUUUGUUUGUUAA